GCGUGAGUGUGUGAGUGUGUGAGUUCGUGAGCGUGUGUGUUGGGGUAGAGGAUGAGGCUGAGGAUGAGGACGCGCAGAGGAACGCUGUUAAUGUGUUAGAAAAGAUGAUGAGGAGCCCGACAUCAGCUGCUCAACACUGCACACCGCGGAGACGCUCACCUUCUACAGGUACGAGGAAGAAUCCGUGGUGAGGUGUUAUGCGCUGAGGGUUCGAACAUGCACACGGGAAAAUCGGAAGUGCGCAUCCGCUCGAAGUGCGCCGCGCUCUUGGGAAUGCUCGGUCACCAUCACGGGUUUGCCGACGUCGCCGAUCUCACGGAUCUGUGCUGGAAACAGGACGAGCGCGUGGAGCGCCUACAGGACGCCGACUUCCUCCGUGCGAAAACGGCGGCGGCCCAGGAGAAGGCGCAGCCGAUUAAAUCUCACACGGCGAGCUUCUGCAUGGCUCCAGGACAAGGACAAGCACACGUCGGUCGUGUCUCAUUCUGCCCCGAGAAGGACGGAGGGAGCGAGUUAUCAGCGGAGGAGUGCGCUUUACUGCGCUGUGGACUGAACCUUCCUGGUCUUUCUGGUUCUCAGUACAACCAGAGAACACACUGUGAACCGGACUCCAGGUCUUCAUCCUUUCAGCAAGAUCUAGGCUACGCCGUCAAGCAGGAGGAAUCGCUCGCUUUCAAGCCGUCAUCGGAUUCGUCCGAGUUCUCGCCGGAGGCGGACGCCGUGGUGUCCUCGGCCCUAUCAGCGCCGUCCGCGCCGUACGCGUUUAACAAUGAACACGGCUCCUCCCCUUCGUCUGGCGUGUCUCGUCACUCGGCGCUACCGCUGAACUCGGGCGCUUUGAAGCGACACUGCCUGUCCGGCAGGAUCGACACCGCCGCCCGGAUGUCAUCGUGCGCCAACGGUGUCGUUGAGCACCUGAACCCGUCUCCUCCCACCUGCCUCCUGUCUUCGUCUUCGUCCUCUUCCACGUCGUCGGCGGCGUCGUCGCUUUGCGAGGAUCCCGCGUCCAUGCAGACGCCGGCGCCUGAGAACCUGAACCUGCUCCUGCAGCCGCAGCGGACGUUUCUGAAACAGGAGCCUCUGGAUGACUUUUCUCCCUCCGAGGACGAUCUGUUUCAGCACCAGUACCACCAGCAGCAGCAGCAACAGCUCUCCUGCUUGCCUCGGACCCCCAUGCCCCCUCCGUACCACCUGCACCAGUACGGCUCCGGGAACGGUGCCCAGCUCCACCUCCCGAACCAGCAGGAGCCGUUAGGUGCGGCGCGAGGACGAGGGGAAGACGGCGGCGUUGUGUUUGUGGACAAGCAGACGUGCCGGUGGAUCGACUGCAGCGCGGCGUACGAGCAGCAGGAGGAGCUGGUGAGGCACAUCGAGAAAGUGCACAUCGACCAGAGGAAGGGCGAAGACUUCACCUGCUUCUGGGCCGGAUGCAUCCGCCGCUACAAACCCUUCAACGCCCGCUACAAACUGCUCAUACACAUGAGAGUGCACUCCGGAGAGAAACCCAACAAGUGCAUGUUUGAGGGCUGUAAUAAAGCGUUCUCUCGCUUGGAGAACCUGAAGAUCCACUUGCGCAGUCACACAGGUGAGAAGCCGUACCUGUGCCAGCACCCGGGCUGUCAGAAAGCCUUCAGCAACUCCAGCGACCGAGCCAAGCACCAGCGCACACACCUCGACACCAAGCCGUACGCGUGUCAGAUCCCCGGCUGCACCAAGCGCUACACGGACCCCAGCUCCCUGCGCAAACACGUCAAGAUCCACUCGGCUAAAGAGCAGCAGGUGCGGAGGAAGCUGAGGACAUGUCCACAUUUGGAACCAGACGACCUGAGCGAAUGUCUGCAUCUGCACGGCCCCGCCCCUUCGCAGCACUGCCCCGCCUCUUCUCAGCAUUGCCACGCCCCGUCCCAACACCCCGUUAACGGCAAGGACGGACGCUCUCCCGCGCUGGGGCAGGACAUAUUUACAGGCUUGUUCUCUGGCUCCAGCGCUGAUCUGCUCUCUCCCUCACCUCACCUUCCCCCACGACCACCCCGCCUGGACCGCGAUGACAUCAUCAACACUCAGAAUCCUCCACAGCUGCCCUCAGCACCCAGAGAUGGGUUAUCUGGUCCGUUGCUCUCUCCAGGAAUCAGUCCACUGAAGGCUCCAUCUCCGUCAUCCACGCUGGUGGAGAAACAGCAGAACCUGUCGUCCACACAGCAGCACCACAAAUCCUACUCCACCUUCCACAACCUCAAUGAAGAUUAUCGAGGAAACUUCCAGAGCUGCUUCCACUUCGGGGAGAAUUACAGAGCAGAGCAGAACAUCAACAACACUCACACCUCUGCAGAUCCUCACAAUUUCAACACACACACACACAACAACUUACACACUGGCUGCUCCAAUACAGGGUUCAGUUUGGUACCGGAUUUCGGGGCUUCCGUGUCUCAGUUCAGUCUCAGUGCAGAUGACAGCGUCUUCUUCCAGCUGGGAGCCUUCGAGCGCAGCCUGAGUCAAAUGUCCUCCGUGUACACGGAGACGUAGAGCAUCACUCCAUCAUAAUAUCACUCCAUCAUAUCACUCCAUCACUCCAUCAUAAUAUCACUCCAUCACUCCAUCAUAAUAUCACUCCAUCAUAUCACUCCAUCACUCCAUCAUAAUAUCACUCCAUCACUCCAUCAUAUCACUCCAUCACUCCAUCAUAAUAUCACUCCAUCACUCCAUCACUCCAUCAUAUCACUCCAUCAUAAUAUCACUCCAUCACUCCAUCACUCCAUCAUAAUAUCACUCCAUCACUCCAUCAUAAUAUCACUCCAUCAUAUCACUCCAUCACUCCAUCAUAAUAUCACUCCAUCACUCCAUCAUAAUAUCACUCCAUCACUCCAUCACUCCAUCAUAUCACUCCAUCAUAAUAUCACUCCAUCACUCCAUCAUAUCACUCCAUCAUAUCACUCCAUCACUCCAUCAUAAUAUCACUCCAUCACUCCAUCACUACAUCACUCCAUCAUAAUAUCACUCCAUCACUCCAUCAUAUCACUCCAUCACUCCAUCAUAAUAUCACUCCAUCACUCCAUCAUAUCACUCCAUCAUAAUAUCACUCCAUCACUCCAUCAUAUCAGUCUGUCACUCCAUCACUCCGUCACUCCAUCAUAAUAUCACUCCAUCACUACACCAUUCAAUAAAUCUGUUACUAUAGUACUCCAUCACUCUAUCUUUCCAUCUCUUUGCCACUCUAACACUCCAACACUAUUCCUCCGUCACUGCAUCAUCACUGCAUCAUCACUCUAUACCUCCAUCACUCUAUACCUCCAUCACUCCAUCACUCUUGUCACUGUUCCUUUAUCACUUCUUAACUCCAGCACUGUCAUUCUAUCACUCUCUCUAACUCUGCCACCGUUCCUCUUUCAUUCUUUCACUCUAUCAGUGUUCAUCUCUCACUCCCUCACUGUUCCUCCAUCACCCUAACACUCUGUCAGUCCAUCCCUCUGUCACUGCAUCAUUCUCUCACUCUAUCAGUCAUUAAGCUGCUCCUCCAUCACCAUUCUUCCAUCACUCCAUCACUCCAUCGCUGCGCAGUCUUGUCCCCUGUCCCCUCGCUCUCUCACUUCAACUCAUCUCUACUCUCCUCACCAUCACAUCUCUUUUUCUUCUCUCUCUCCUCAUUAACAGUGUAAACUCUCAUGAAGCCCCGGACUGACUCACCACAGCUGCUCUCACACUUGGCUUUUCUUUUUCAGAAAAAAACAAAUCUUUCCGCAGCUGUUUUAGUGCUUCGAUAUAUAUAUAUAUAUAUAUAAAUAUAAAUAAAUAAAUAAAACUGUCUCAUGCAACGUAAACGCUGUAACCGCCGGAACGUUCUCCUCCAUGUUUGUUUAACUCGCUUGCUUCGUCUCAGCUUGCGACCUGAUUGGUCAGGAGGUGUCAAAAACGUGUUUUAAGGCGAGUUUACCUUCUACAACCACAAUUCCGGCGUUAAACAAGGAACGCUUGAUCUAAAAAAUACAUUUUACACGUCGGACAUCAAACGGUGUCUGGCGUCCGACGUCUCCGCCUGUUCAUCACGUGGUUUAUUGUCUUACAAACAGACGAUAAGUACAUUUGUAGGAUUCUGGGUAAUCUGCUCACGUCUCGAAGGAUUUGAUCGCUAAAUUUUAAUCUCUCUCUCUCUCUCUGUCUCUCUCUCGGCUGAAGUGUAUAAGAAAUAUAUAGGCUUUGUGUGUAGCGUUGCUGUGUUUAUCAGUGAAUGUUUGCAGCGUGUGUAUUGCAUUUUGAUUUUUGUUUGUUUGUGUUUUUUUUUUUUAAACGCUCGAUGAAUCUGAACCGUCCACCGAACUCCUAUCAGAUGUAUAAAAUGUACAGUUUGUUAAACUAUUAAUUAUUGUGUCACUAUAUCGUGUCUCAGAAAAUAAAUUUACCUUUAAUAAUGCA
Ictalurus punctatus (channel catfish) is the source of this 4407-nucleotide messenger RNA. It is a transcript of the gene glis1b, whose product is annotated as zinc finger protein GLIS1. The transcript is spliced from 11 exons. Lineage: Eukaryota; Metazoa; Chordata; Actinopteri; Siluriformes; Ictaluridae. The record is from RefSeq and is a predicted model, not a curated record. Gene Ontology annotation, biological process: regulation of transcription by RNA polymerase II. Bases 217 to 2523 code for a protein of 768 amino acids. Gene Ontology annotation, molecular function: DNA-binding transcription factor activity, RNA polymerase II-specific; RNA polymerase II cis-regulatory region sequence-specific DNA binding. Gene Ontology annotation, cellular component: nucleus.